GGCAUCAGUCCUUAUCACGCCGCUUUCGACUUUUCGUCUUUUCGAUUCGGCUCGCAGUUGUCCCUUUGGGCGAUUACAAACUCGCGUUCGUGUUAAUCGUCGUCGUCGCCAUCGCCGCCGCCGCCGCCGCCGCGUAUUGCGAAUUUUUGGCCAUUCGAUUCAGCCAACAAUCUCGGUUAUUUUUAAUAUAAUUACCAUACCGUCUCCGUCUCCCGCGUCGUGUUCGCAUCGAUAUACGUAUAUACCUAAUAAGCCCGUCGUCGUCACCGUUCGAGUAGGUAGUUAGUUUCUUGUCUUCUGGUCCGUACCGUGAAAUUCCAAUGUCCGAUAUCACGCGCAGUUGUGCACGGCAACGCAGACGGUGUUCUUCUGCCGUGGACCUGACACAGUGAGAUGCCAUAUAUGGUGUUCGAAAAAUCUCGAUUACGUCUAAAAAAGAAACAUUAUGAUGCGUUCCACAAAGCGUACGUGCCCCACAGCUGACUUUAGCAUUUGAUAUUGUGUCGAACGACAACCAAUUGUAUCGACAUUAUUCGAGUGUGUCCAGAAUCGAUCAGCUUCGAAGACGGUCACGUCGAAGGAAUGAAAGAGAUGGAGACUGUCAAAGAAGAAGAUAGGUUGUGGCGAUUGCAAAUCCUUGAGAAAAAGAUACGAGAUCCAAGAAAUGUUUCAAAUGUUGAUUCUUUAUUGGACACUGUACAAGCAUUAGUGGCUGAUUGUGAACACCCUGCAGUUAAACGAAUGAAAAAUAUCGAAGCAUUUAUGCAAAGAUAUGAUAAAUUUGCAUCUGAUAUUUGUCAAUUACGUAUGAAACCUGAUGAUUUCAAUCUUAUUAAAGUUAUUGGAAGAGGAGCUUUUGGCGAAGUUCAAUUGGUGCGUCAUAAAUCAAAUAACAAAGUGUAUGCCAUGAAACUGUUGAGUAAAUUUGAAAUGAUAAAGCGAUCAGACUCAGCAUUUUUCUGGGAAGAACGUGAUAUCAUGGCACAUGCAAAUUCAGAGUGGAUCGUUCAACUUCAUUUUGCUUUUCAAGAUCAUAAAUAUUUAUAUAUGGUUAUGGAUUAUAUGCCAGGUGGUGAUCUAGUUAAUUUAAUGUCCAAUUAUGAUGUUCCCGAAAAAUGGGCAAAGUUUUAUUGUGCUGAAGUAGUGUUAGCAUUGGAUGCAAUUCAUUCAAUGGGAUUUGUGCAUAGGGACGUCAAACCUGAUAAUAUGCUAUUGGAUAAGUACGGACAUUUAAAACUAGCCGAUUUUGGAACGUGUAUGAGAAUGGGAUCGGAUGGGAUGGUUAGAUCUGACACAGCUGUUGGAACACCUGAUUACAUAUCACCAGAAGUAUUAGAAUCUCAAGGUGGAACUGGGACAGGAGAUCAUGGUGUUUAUGGUAGAGAGUGUGAUUGGUGGUCCGUUGGCGUUUUUGUCUAUGAGAUGCUCAUUGGGGAUACUCCAUUCUAUGCAGAUUCACUUGUUGGAACAUACAGUAAAAUAAUGGACCAUAAAAAUUCCUUAAGUUUUCCUUCUGAUAUUGAAAUAUCCCAAAAUGCUAAAUCUUUGAUCUACGCAUUCCUCACUAAUAGAAAAAAACGUCUUGGAAGAAAUGGAAUCAGUGAAAUUAAAGAUCAUCCUUUUUUUCAAAAUGAUCAGUGGAGUUUUGAUAAUUUAAGAGAUUGCGUGCCUCCUGUUGUCCCAGAGUUAAAUGGUGAUGAUGAUACAAGUAACUUUGAUGAUGUUGAAAAAGAUGAUGGGCCAGAAGAAAAUUUUCCUGUUCCUAAAGCAUUUGCUGGAAAUCAUUUACCAUUUGUAGGAUUCACUUAUUCUAGAGAUUAUCAGUUAUUGGGGAACAAUGUAACAAAUGGAGAAUGUUUACCCGAUACUGUGGAUUGUAAAGAAACGUCGCAUAUAGUUGUUCUUAAAAGGGAAUUGGAUAACGAAAGAAAAGAAUUAUUAGUUAUACGUGAUCAGAAUAGUAAACUAUUACUGCAGUUACAAGAUGGAGCAGAUCGAGAAUCACUUUUGAAACAAAAAUCAUUAGCUUUAAAUACUUCUAUUUCUAAUCUCCACAAAGACUUGAGAGAUGCACAAAGAAAAGCUGACAAUGAAUGUGAAAUGCGUAGAAAAACAGAAUCAUUAUUACAAGAAUUGAAAAGAAAACUUGAUGAGGAACAAAAUAAAAGAACAAAAGAGAUGAACAAUAACCAACAACAUAAUGAUAAAAUAAAUUCCCUUGAAAAACAGAUGACCGAUUUACACGAAAAACUAAAAGUUGAAACAGAUACUUGUACUAAACUUCGUAAACAAGCGGCAGAAUUGGGAAUUGCCAAAGCAGCUAAUGAAAGAAUGGUUGUUGAACUACAAACAAUGUUAACUAAUUUGCAAUUAAAUCGUGACACAUUGCACGAAGAAUUAGCAACAUUACAAGGUCAAUUAUCUCAAGAAAAAAGUUCACUGCGAGAUUUACAAUUGGAACUUGAAGGUCGUUUGCAAGCUUGUCAAGCUGAUCUUGUGCGCUCUAAAUUGAGAGAACAAAAAUUAAGUGAAGACAAUAGACAACUUGGAGAAAGAACAUCAGAAUUGGAAAAAGAAUGUGCAUCCUUAGUGUUAGAAUUAAAAACUGCUCAAAACAGAUAUCAACAAGAAGUGAGGGCUCACGAAGAAACAGAAAAAAGUCGAUUAGUAAAUAAUGAGCAAGCUAAUCUUGAAAUAGUGAAAGUUAAAAUGGAUUAUAUAUUUAAAGCACUUCAAACUAAAUUGAAUGAAGAAAAGAGUGCCAGACAAAAAGCUGACUCCCUUACUCAAGAAAAAGAGCGUCAGAUAUCAAUGCUUUCUGUUGAUUAUCGUCAAAUACAACAGAGGCUUCAAAAACUUGAAGGUGAACAUCGACAAGAAGUGGAAAAAAGCAAAGCAUUACAUAUUCAAAUCGAUCAAGAAUUAUCAAAAAAAUCUGCUUUACAAUCUGAACUAGGUGUGCACAUAUCUGAAGCGACACAGUUACGUGCUAGAGAAGCACAAUUAUUGCGAGAAGUCACUUUAUUAAGAGAAAAUAAACGUGCUAUUGAAGAAGAACUGCAUAAAUUAAAGACUGAACACUCAGUGACUGAUUUACAGAUGAAAGAACUACAAGACCAAUUAGAAGCAGAACAAUAUUUUUCAACUUUGUAUAAGACUCAAGCUGCUGAACUUCGUGAAGAAGUAGAAGAUAGAGAAAAGGGCACUGCCGAGUUGGAAGAAGAACGUGGCUCACUAGCUCAUCAAUUACAAAUAGCAUUAGCUAGAGCUGAUAGUGAAGCACUUGCUAGAUCUAUAGCUGAGGAAACUAUUAUAGAUCUUGAUAAGGAAAAAACAAUGAGAGAGCUAGAACUAAGAGACAGUCAAAAUCGGCAUCGUAAUGACUUGGAAUCAAAAGAAUUUACCCUUAAUAACUUGAGAGAAAUAGAAAAUGAAUUGAAGAAAAAAAUGGAGCAAUUGAUUAAAGAUAAUGAAGAGUUAAAAACCCAGUUAACUAUAAUUCAAGAAGAAAGUAAAAAGAAUUUCAUUGAGGAACUUGAAAAACUUCGAAAACAACUUAAACAAGAACAGCUAUUGAAAGCACAAGCUGUUAAUAAAUUAGCUGAAAUCAUGAAUCGUAAAGACAAUACAACUAAAGGAAAGAGUAAAGUGUCAUCCGCCGAUUUGCGAAGAAAGGAGAAAGAAUGUAGAAAAUUACAGCAAGAAUUGACGCAGGAACGAGAAAAAUACAAUCAAGAAGUUACAAAGUGGCAAAAAGAGCUUCAAGAACUUCAAUCGCAAGUGGUAGAUGAAAACGCUAGUAAACUAAGACUUCAAAUGGAACUUGAUUCAAAAGAUUCAGAAAUUGAACAACUUCAAGGAAAAUUAACCAACUUGGGUAGUGAGACAGCAUCACUAAGUAGUGCUGACAAUGAUGACAUUGAUAUAUACACUCAAGAAUCCAGAUUAGAAGGCUGGUUAUCAGUUCCAAACAAACAAAAUAUAAGACGACAUGGUUGGAAAAAGCAAUAUGUUGUAGUAUCAUCAAAGAAAAUAUUUUUCUACAAUUCUGAAAGUGAUAAGCAAAAUACUGAUCCUAUAUUAAUUAUAAAUUUGAAUAAAGUGUUUCAUGUACGAUCUGUAACUCAAGGCGAUGUUAUUCGAGCAGAUGCUAAAGACAUUCCUAGAAUAUUCCAACUUUUGUAUGCAGGUGAAGGUGAGGCUAGAAGACCUAAUGAGUCUGGUCCAGAACAUCUAUCAAGAAGUACAAGUGUAACAAGCACUGUGGAUGAAAAACCCGGUACAAUUACAUUAAAAGGACAUGAGUUUGUUCAAAUAUCGUUCCACAUGCCAACAAAUUGUGAAGUAUGUCCCAAACCAUUGUCAAAUGUUUUUAGACCUCCACCAGCACUAGAGUGUAGAAGCUGCAGAAUUAAAGUUCAUAAAGAACAUCUUGAACGUAAAGAAGAUGCGAUUGCACCGUGCAAGCUGCAUAAUGAUCCAACAUCUGCCAAGGAGCUAUUGAUCUUAGCGCCUAGUCGAGAUGAUCAAAAAUUGUGGGUGCAGAGACUAAGUAAAAAAAUCCAAAAGUGUGGAUACAAAGCCAAUACUAAUCUAGAUGGUUCCAAAAUAUCCCCUAGAGAAUCGACUCGAUCCACAUUAAAACUCUUUCCCGGAAGUUCUGUUCAUCAAAGAUCUGCAACAUUACCAUCUAACAUUUCUAAAUAAAUAAACCUUAAAAAAAAAUUGCUUAGAUGGUAAAGUGUUUAUGCAACAAUUAGCAGAUUCAAUUUUAAAUCACACCCGUGUACAUUCAAACGAAAAGGAGAUUAUUGGAUUACAAGGUAUUAUGUACAUAUAUGAUAAGUAUAUAUUUAUAUAUAUAAAUAUUUACAACGAAAAUGUUUUAUAAAUCACAGUUAGGUUUAUUGAACACCAAUUAGUUCACAAUUUAAGAACCAUUUUAAAAUGUUGGUUUCUAUCGACUUUUUAAUUGAUUCGCAUAGGAUAUAAGUUAAUUAUUAUUUUCAAUGUGUAACUCGCAAUGACUGAUUAUGUAUUUAUAAAAACCUCUGUAUUUUACGUUAAAUAAUUUCGAUAGCUGAGAAAAUUUGUUGUU
Molecule: messenger RNA, 5098 nt
Organism: Melanaphis sacchari
Lineage: Eukaryota; Metazoa; Arthropoda; Insecta; Hemiptera; Aphididae
Product: rho-associated protein kinase 2
Exons: 30
Coding region: 583-4707 (1374 amino acids)
Biological process (GO): embryonic morphogenesis; cortical actin cytoskeleton organization; regulation of cell junction assembly
Cellular component (GO): cytoplasm; cytoskeleton
Molecular function (GO): ATP binding; small GTPase binding; Rho-dependent protein serine/threonine kinase activity
Source: RefSeq, a predicted model, not a curated record